Crotalus tigris (Tiger rattlesnake) is the source of this 3672-nucleotide messenger RNA. Its product is annotated as vomeronasal type-2 receptor 26-like. The coding region runs from base 1 to 3672 and encodes 1223 amino acids. Lineage: Eukaryota; Metazoa; Chordata; Lepidosauria; Squamata; Viperidae. Gene Ontology annotation, biological process: G protein-coupled receptor signaling pathway. Gene Ontology annotation, molecular function: G protein-coupled receptor activity. Gene Ontology annotation, cellular component: membrane. The record is from RefSeq and is a predicted model, not a curated record. The transcript is spliced from 12 exons.
AUGUCCAGGAUCAAGGGACCCAAACUGGACCUUCAGCAAGAGGUGCUGAGGGGGUCCAAGGCAGAAGAGGAACGGAUGGGACUGCAAACAGAAGACAGAGAAGUGGGAGGACUGAUAGCCGAACAAAUGAGGACAAAGACUGAGGAAGCAUCUUUGAAUGCUCCCCUUAGACAAGUAGAUCAAUUGGUUGUCACCAUGCUGUUGCUUGAAUCAGACUUGGAAACCACACAUAGUUGCAUACAAGCUAUUGAAGAAACUUACGCUAGCCGCUCAGACAUGAGAGAUGUCCCCCUGCUUGAUCCAGACUUUACAAUAUACACGGGUAGAACUAGUUUUAUGCAAGAAGACAUUCGAAAGGCAGGAUGUGCUGUGGUGAUUUUGAAGAAGUAUGGGAAGCUGAGCAACUUCCGCCCGUGUGGGGAGCCUAAGGAAGUAGCUGUAAUGCAUUGCAAAGGCCAUCAGAAGGGAGCAUCAGAUAUUCAAUUAGGAAAUAAUAAGGCAGACAGGGAAGCUCACAUUGCUGUACUAAAGGCACCUUUUGAGCAUACAAAUUGUCUAGCUUUGUGGACCCCUGAGGAACAGGACCAGGGUAAACCAAACUACUCUCAUGAAGAUUUGGACAAAGCUGAGAUGCUGGAAGCAAGAAGGAUCACAGUCAAAGAGAAGGGGGUUGAGGGUGUGCCUGAGGACUGGCUAAUUGAACCCAUGAUCUGGAUAUCAGCUCUCAAUAUAUUGUCUGAUACUACUGAUAAGAUUCGAAGAGCAGUAUAUCAGAAUAAGUUGGCCCUAGAUUACAUCUUGGCAAAGGAAGGAGGUGUUUGUGGAAAGUUCAACCUUUCCAAUUGUUGUUUGCAAAUUGAUGAGACAGGAAAAGCCAUUAAGCAGUUGACCACUGAAAUGAGGCAACUUACCCAUAAUGCUGACCAAGAAUGGAAAGGUUUUGACUUUACCCAGGUAUUUACAUCUUGGUUUCCCAAGCUGCCUGGUUUGCAAGCCAUCGUGGCCCUCGUGGGAAUCAUUGCCCUUGGUUGUCUAAUUCUAUGUUGUAUUUUACCUAUUGUUACUUGCACCAUUUCCAAGAGCCUCUCAAUGCUCGUUGAGAAAAGAGCCAUAGCCCAGGUCAUGGCCCUUGUAGAGGAAGGGGAAUAUGCUACCUUAUGUUAUCCUCCAAGAUCGAACUGGUUCUUAAUUAGUGAAAACUAUUUUCUUGAAGAAGAUGGAAUUUUCCAUGGUAGUGAUGGCAAUGUUGUCACUGUUACUCACAAGUAUUUUCUGCCAGGAGAUUUCAUAAUGGCCGGGAUACUCUCUCAGUUCUACAUGGUAUCGGAUCCAGUUGGUUUCACAAGGCACCCAUCUGAAGAAUUGGUUGAUGAGCUCAUUUAUUACAUGGCGGGAUUGACUUACUUGGCUUCCAUGGAGCUUCUCUCAACACGUGGCAGAUUCAUCCCCAACUAUAAGUGUGAUGCCAAGGAUUGGGCAGUAUCUGUUAUUCUAGGACCUAACUCUUACAUCUGUCCCUUAGUGGCAAACAUCUUGAAUGUCUACAAGAUGCCCCAGCUUCUAUAUGGAUCUGCUCCAAUGAAUGAUAAUAAUGAACACACAGUUUUCUUUCAUCGUUUUUUUCCAAAUGAGGAGCUUCAGACUAAGGGGAUUCUUCAGCUGCUGUUGCAUUUAAAGUGGGUAUGGAUAGGGCUGCUUUCCCAAUCUGAUGAGAGUGGAGAGAGGUUUGUACGGAAUGCCCUUACACUGUUUGUCCAGAAAGGUAUUUGCUUUGACUUCAUGCAAGAGUUGCCCAAAGGCAUUUAUUCUAAUCACAUUGAAUAUGUAUUUAAAGAUUAUGUUACCAUUUACAAGGUUGUCAUGAACAGCACUGCCAAUGUUGUGAUCCUCUACUGUGGAAACCACAUAAUUGCCAUCUUCAGAAUGUUUCCCUAUUUUUCAGAAUAUGAGGAUAUACCAGUAAAGAGAAAAGAUAAAGUCUGGAUCAUGCCAGCCCAGAUGGAGUUCACAUCAAUCCCUUUUCAAAAAAUACUCCCUUUCGACUUUAUUCAUGGUGCCAUAUCUUUUGCGGUUUCUUCCAAGGAGGUGACUGGGUUCAAACCAUUCUUGCAGAUGAGAAGCCCUUCUUUAGAAGAAGGAGAUCAUUUAACACGAUUGUUCUGGGAGCAGGCAUUUGAAUGUUUUUACCUUAAAGAUAAGUUAGAUGAGGAUGCUGGAGUGCUGUGCACUGGAGAGGAGAAGUUGGAGACUCUUCCUAAUUCUGUCUUUGAGACCACCAUGACUGGGCAGAGUUACAGCGUUUAUAAUGCAGUCUAUGCUGUGGCACAUGCCUUGAAAGCCAUAUUUUCAUCCAAAUACAAACACAGAGCAAGGGCAGACCACGGAAGGCUGAUGAUUAUCAAGGAAGAAAGAUGGCAGCUCCAUCCUUACCUGAGAAAAGUCUUAUUUAACAACAGUGUUGGGGAAACAGUUUUCUUUAAUGAAAAGGGGGAAUUGGGAACUGGAUUUGAUAUCAUCAACUGGAUCGCAUUCCCAAACAAAACAUUUCUUAAAGUCAAAGUUGGAAAGAUAGACCCAUUGACUUCUCCAGAAGAGUCUUUCAUGAUUUCUGAAGAAAACAUCAUCUGGCCGACCAUGUUCAACCAGGCAUUACCACUUUCUGUAUGCAAUGAAAAUUGUUAUCCAGGCUACCUGAAGAAAAAAAUAGAUGAGAAGCCCUUUUGCUGCUAUGAUUGUCUUCCUUGUGCAAAGGGGAAAAUUUCAAACAGAUCAGAUGCAGUUGACUGUUUCCAAUGUCCAGAAGAUCAAUAUCCAAAUGAAGCUCACAAUCUUUGCAUUGAAAAACAUAUAACUUUCUUGUCUUAUGGAGAACCUUUGGGAAUCACUUUGGCCACUGUAACUGUCUUCUUUUUUAUAACUUCAGCCUUGGUGCUGAGGAUCUUCAUUAAAGAGUGGGAAACCCCCAUAGUCAAAGCCAACAACAGGAAUCUCACCUAUACUCUUCUCAUUGCUCUCCAGCUCUCUUUCCUCUGCAGUUUUCUUUUCAUUGGACAACCUGGUCAAGUCAAAUGUCUCAUGCGACAAACUGCAUUUGGCAUCAUCUUCUCUGUAGCCAUUUCUUGCAUUUUGGGUAAAACAACCAUAGUGGUUCUUGCUUUCAUGGCCACCAAACCAGGAUCCCAAAUAAAGAAAUGGGUGGGGAAAAGGCUGGCCAACUCCAUUGUCCUUUCUUGCUCUCUCAUACAACUCACAAUUUGUGUUGCAUGGCUGGCAAUUUCUCCCCCAUUUCCAGAUUCAGACAUGCACUCCAUGGCUGAAGAAAUUGUACUAGAAUGUAACGAAGGAUCAGCCAUUAUGUUUUAUACUGUUCUGGGCUUUAUGGGGUUCUUAACUGCUAUCAGUUUCACGGUAGCCUUCCUAGCUAGGAAGUUACCUGAUAGCUUCAAUGAAGCCAAAUUCAUUACCUUCAGCAUGCUGGUGUUUUGCAGCGUUUGGGUAACAUUUGUUCCUACCUAUCUGAGCACCAAGGGAAAGUACAUGGUGGUGGUGGAGAUCUUCUCCAUUCUGGCUUCAGCAAUGGGGUUGCUUGGCUGUAUCUUUUUCCCAAAAUGCUAUAUUAUUCUUCUGAGACCUGAUCUAAACAAAAAGGACAAACUUAUUAAAAAACACUGA